AGAUACUAACAUUGGUCCCGUCCCCUCCACCCAGCGGCGCGUGUGCGCAUCCCGCUCGGACGUUCGCUGUCCGGUCCUCGGAAGCGAUGGCAGGAGCAGCUAGGCGCCUGGGGAAACAGGUUCCGGAGGCACGCGGCCCGCUCGGCGUCCGGGGCUCUGAAGCGAUGCCCGGAGCCGCCAGGUGCACCGCGAAACAGGUUCUAGAACGGAUGUUGGCUAAUCGCCCGGCCGUCCCGGAGGAGGAGGAGGACGACGAUGACGACGAGGAACAGGAGGAGGACGAGGAAAAACGGGAGAACGUGCCAGAGGAGGGCCGGGAAGCGAUGCCCGGAGCCGCCAGGUGCACCGCGAAACAGGUUCUAGAACGGAUGUUGGCUAAUCGCCCGGCCGUCCCGGAGGAGGAGGAGGACGACGAUGACGACGAGGAACAGGAGGAGGACGAGGAAAAACGGGAGAACGUGCCAGAGGAGGGCCGGGAAGCGAUGCCCGGAGCCGCCAGGUGCACCGCGAAACAGGUUCUAGAACGGAUGUUGGCUAAUCGCCCGGCCGUCCCGGAGGAGGAGGACGACGAGGACGACGAGGAACAGGAGGAUGGCGAGGAACAGGAGGAAGCAUCAGAGGAAGAAGACAACCAGGAACACGAGCCGGAGGACGAGGCCUCGUCCUCCUCCUCGUCGUCGGACCAGGAACAAGAGCGAUACGUUCCCGGGGCGGAGAGAGAUACGUUCCGGUCGAAAAACGGAACGAUCGCGUGGUCCUCGGUCGCGUAUCCCAGACAGGGCAGGCCGUCGCGACCGAACGUGGCGGCCACGAUGCCCCCGGGCCCCACGGAGCACGCCGUCUCCCGCGCGCGGGACGUAGCCUCCGCGUUCCGGCAGUUCAUCACACCCGCGAUAGAGAGCGUGGUCCUGGAGAUGACAAACCUGGAGGGCUCUCGGAAAUACAGAGACGGCUGGAAGGCGAUGGACGCGAUCGACCUGCGCGCGUACGUGGGGCUGCUGAUCCUGGCGGGCGUAUUCAGGUCCCGAGGCGAGGCCGCGGCCAGUCUGUGGGACGCUGAGAGCGGAAGGCCCGUGUUCCGCGCCACCAUGCCUCUGAAAGUCUUUCACACGUACUCGAGGCUGCUGCGAUUCGACGACCGCGAGUCGCGCCCGGAGAGACGCGCCACAGACAAACUCGCGGCCAUACGAGAGGUCUGGGACAAGUGGUCCGAGCGGCUCCCGUUCCUCUACAACCCGGGCCCUCACGUGACGGUGGACGAGCAACUGGUCCCGUUCAGAGGUCGUUGCCCUUUCCGCCAGUACAUGCCCAGCAAGCCCGCGAGGUACGGGAUCAAGUCGUGGGUGGCGUGCGACGCUAAAUCCAGCUACGCGUGGAAGAUGCAAGUGUACACCGGGAAGCCAGCCGCGGGCGGCCCGGAGAAGAACCAGGGCAUGCGGGUGGUGCUCGAUGUGACAGAGGGGCUCAGGGGGCACAACGUGACGUGCGACAAUUUCUUCACCUCCUACGAACUGGGACAGCGCCUCCUGGCCCGGGGGCUCACGAUGGUGGGCACGGUUCGCAAGAACAAGCCCGAGCUCCCUGCCGCGCUGCUCGCGACCAAGGCCCGAGAGGUGUUCUCGUCCAGGUUCGCGUUCACCCCGAGCGCCACUCUAGUGUCCUACCUGCCCAAGAGAAGCAAGAACGUGUUACUGCUGAGCACGCUGCACACGGACGCGUCGGUGAGCGAGCGCCAGGACAGGAAACCCGCCCUCAUCCUGGACUACAACAGCAACAAAGGAGGGGUGGACAACCUAGACAAGGUGGUCGGAACCUACAGCUGCCGGCGGAUGACGGCCCGCUGGCCCCUGGCGGUCUUCCACAACAUAAUCGACGUCUCCGCGUACAACGCCUUCGUGAUAUGGAGGGAGCUCAACCCCGGCUGGAUGACCCGUAAGAGGAACAAGAGGAGGGUCUUCCUGGAGCAGCUGGGGAAAGCUCUCGUGACGCCGCUCAUGGAAAGAAGGGCGCGUAUCCCGCGCACACACUCGUCCGCGGCGCUCGUGAAAGCCGCGCAGAGCGCUAGAGCCGGGGUUCGCCCCGAGGGCCUGGAAGCCGCUGCCCGUGCCCCUGGCCCUGCCCCUGCCAGUAAGAGGAAGAGGUGUCAGAGCUGCCCGCCCAAGAAAGACUGUAAAACCCACACGGUGUGCAGCGGGUGUAAGAGAUACGUAUGCAAACGCUGCACGCACGCCUACUGUCCCACGUGCGCCGACUGGGGGUUUACACAAGAAGAGACGGACUGACCCGGGGCGCGCGGGGUGUUUGUUCAGCCCCGGGGGUCCCCCGGACCCCACCGAUUUAUCCCGCCACCCUGCCCUCGCCCUGGGGUCUCUCCGACCCGCCGUUAGCAU
Molecule: messenger RNA, 2390 nt
Organism: Esox lucius (northern pike)
Lineage: Eukaryota; Metazoa; Chordata; Actinopteri; Esociformes; Esocidae
Product: piggyBac transposable element-derived protein 4-like
Exons: 2
Coding region: 87-2282 (731 amino acids)
Source: RefSeq, a predicted model, not a curated record